AUGCAACAGCAAGUGACAAACCUGCUUUAUGAAAGUUCAGAUACUUCCAUACUUUGUGUAUGCACGAGUAAAAUCAAGAAAGAAGACUGGAAGGACCACCAGAUAGUGUGCCCUAAACGAAGAUUAUCAUGUCCUGCUUUCAUUGCUUUUAUAAGCGCCCAUGUUAAGUUUGAAAAACCAUAUUGGAAAAUUUUUGGGGAUCGUUAUGCUGAGUUUUCUUCGUCACUAGUUGAUUCUAAUUGUGCACCAUCUUUGAAAGAGAUUGCAAAGUUGCAGGUUUUGAAAAACGAAUCUAAUUUAACUAAACUGAAAUCGAAUAAAUUACCUUCGGCAAUAAUUCACACUCUUCGUUGGGAGUGUCCAACCUUUGCCACGAAAAAUGAAUUGAACAAACAUAUGGCCGGAUCCUGUCCCUAUUACAAGGUUCAUUGCUUGCUUAUACCAGUUUUUCGACCUAUGUAUCACGGUGUAGUUCCGUCUAAUUGUCAUAAUAAUCACACAUGUCCUAAUCAUGAGUUAUCCAGGCAGGAGUUUUACGAGCAUUCCUUGAAAGGGGCUUUAGAUCCAGUUUCGCAGAGUCUUCCACCUAAACCAAUAUUUUUUCCAUAUCAUUGCUCGGCGUGCGGUCAGCACUUGCCUGAUUCCGAUGCUCACAUAUGUAUCGAAUCAUUACCUGAUCUACCAUCUCCUCCACUUCCAGCAUCUGAGGUGAUAUGUCACGGGUGUAAAUCGAUACUAAUCGAACCGAUGAAGUCUUUUAACGAGAUUGAGAAUGUGUGUAAGUCAUGUGGGCAAGAUAAAAAUCCGAUUUUAAUCAACACACUCCCAAGAACUCCUCUAGAGCAUCAGAAUAUGAUAGAGUUUUGGGAUGGCACAGAAAAACUCAGCGUUCGAUGGCAGGAUGUUAAACAGGAUUUACUAAAAAGUCGUGAUCAUGACUCGCAAGAGAGCUAG
Molecule: messenger RNA, 954 nt
Organism: Acaulospora morrowiae
Lineage: Eukaryota; Fungi; Glomeromycota; Glomeromycetes; Diversisporales; Acaulosporaceae
Source: the annotation of a GenBank genome assembly